Messenger RNA from Tarenaya hassleriana, 880 nucleotides. RefSeq names its product ER membrane protein complex subunit 4-like. The transcript is spliced from 6 exons. NCBI's taxonomy places the organism in Eukaryota, Viridiplantae, Streptophyta, Magnoliopsida, Brassicales, Cleomaceae. Bases 90 to 632 code for a protein of 180 amino acids. Gene Ontology annotation, cellular component: EMC complex. The record is from RefSeq and is a predicted model, not a curated record. Gene Ontology annotation, biological process: protein folding in endoplasmic reticulum.
GUUCAAACCUGAGGAGGAACAGCCGAGACGUAGAAGAUCCGGGUUUCGUCGAUUCUUGAUCUGUUCGUCAAUCGGAGAACAACAACCCCAUGGACAAAGGCAAGGCUGUGAUGGGUUCUGGUCGGAGAUGGGCCAUCGAUUUCACCGAUCACUCCACUGUUCCAUCUUCCCGCGACAUCCUCGAUCCUCCUGGCUUCUCUCGUGCUUCUCCCGAACAGGAUGAUUCGGCGUCCAGCCGCCAAAAGAAAGACGCUGAAGCUAAUUGGAAGCUUCAGAAAGCGUGGGAGGUGGCGCAAUCUCCGCUGAGGAAUUUGAUGAUGAUGGGUUUCAUGAUGUGGAUGGCUGGGAGCACGGUGCAUCUGUUCAGCAUCGGUAUCACAUUCUCAGCUCUUUGGCAGCCUAUCAGUGCCCUCCAAAGCGUCGGAAAGAUUUUUGAGCCAUAUAAGGAUAAUAAGGUGGAGUUGCUUAUGCCAAAAUUAGUUUUUAUCGCCCUUAAUCUUGGAGGAUUAGCUUUGGGUAUCUGGAAGCUUAACUCUCUGGGACUUCUCCCAACGCAUGCAUCAGACUGGGUUUCUUCUCUACCUCCUCCUCAGGAGGUUGAACACUCGGGCGGAGGAAUCACUUUCCAUUGAUAUGAUCCGUUUUCUCUUGAUGGAAAUUGUGAGAUAAGGCACAAGGGAUUUUGUUCAUGAAAAUGCCUUCUCAUGCUGGCCAUGAAUACCACUUCUAUUACUUUUUAAAUUGGUGAUUUGUUGUAGCUUCUAAACCCCUGAACCUACACUCACUUCCAUUAUGAUAACAUUGUUCAUCAUAAUUAUUUAGUCAUAGUAUGGUGUAUUAUUGCACUGUGACAUAUUUUUUCCCAGCUUUCACUCUUUUC